Messenger RNA from Trichomonas vaginalis G3, 516 nucleotides. Its product is annotated as N-terminal peptidyl-glutamic acid acetylation. Gene Ontology annotation, biological process: N-terminal peptidyl-glutamic acid acetylation. Bases 1 to 516 code for a protein of 171 amino acids. Gene Ontology annotation, cellular component: NatA complex. Lineage: Eukaryota; Parabasalia; Trichomonadida; Trichomonadidae. The transcript has a single exon. Gene Ontology annotation, molecular function: protein N-terminal-serine acetyltransferase activity; protein-N-terminal-glutamate acetyltransferase activity. The record is from RefSeq and is a predicted model, not a curated record.
AUGCCUAUUCGUAUGAGGCCAAUGAAAGCAACAGAUCUGAUUCACCUUCAACAGGCGAAUCUCAACUGCCUUGCAGAGAACUACCAGCUCUGGUUUUGGAUUUAUCACCAAUUAAGCUGCCCACAAGUAUCUCAUGUCGCCACAAAUUCAAAGGGUAAGAUUGUUGGUUAUGUUCUUGGCAAACUUGAUGAAGAUAUGAACAAGAACUUCAUGAAAACAAAAGAAUAUUAUGGUGGUCUGACGUCUGUUGCAGUAUUUAACUCCUACAGAAAACUCGGAAUUGCUACAAAGUUAAUUGUUUACACUCAUCGUGCAUUUCGUCAGAAUUUCAAGACUACGCAUAUCAAUCUUAAUGUUCGCGAAACCAAUCGGGCUGGACACAAAUUGUACAAAGAUACACUAGGAUAUAAGUUCAGGUUCGAAGAAAAAGGCUAUUAUGCAGAUGGAGAAACAGGAUUCACUUUAACUUAUACAUUCCCUGGUGAAGCAGAGCCCAAACCGAUGCAUAAUAAGUAG